UUUUUUAUUUUUGCGUGUUUUUUUGUCAAAUUUUAUCGUGUGGACCUGAAAAAUAAUGAAUAAUUACGUGUCAAUGGAGGAAGAUCAGCUUCCUGCGCCAGUGCGACAGCCAACGAGUAGUGAAGGAGCGGAGUUUCGACCACUUUUGGCUGAUAUAACGUUGUACAAUGAAGACAAAGGCAAAAUUAUGCCGCAUCCAGUGAUAAAACCGGCUGCUAAACCACAAGGAACGCAAGGCAUGUCGUUUAAAGAGUGGAAAAUGAAGCAGGAGCAAGAAUUUAAUGGCAAGCCUACUUUUCAACCUUCUUUCGUCGAAAGUGGUACAAAUGAUGUCCUGUCGGGCGUUAAAAAGCACGUUCGGUUCAAUAAUUUGUCGCAACAAACGCAAUCACUGCCAAUUAUCAAGGAAAAUGCAAUUUUGUCGCCCGUAAUUGAGUCCGCAAAGAGUUUACCUCCGAAUUUGCUGCAAAAUCCCGUGGAACGUGGCAUGGAAUUGAGUAUUUGUGACACUGUGUUGAAGCAACAGCAGCUGGAGGAGCAACAACGAAGAGUUGCCGAGACGCAAAUGAACUUUAAGCCAAUUUUUGCUGGAUUAUAUCAACAGGGAGACGCGAUGCACUUAUUAAAACCAUCGCCGAAGGAAAAUAUCGUGUCGCCGCCUAUGGUAAUGAGUUCUCCCGUACAUCAAUGUGCAUGUCAACAUCACCCCUGCAUGUCAAAUCCGUCUCAAAUGAACGUUUCUCCAUCGCGAAUGAUGAAUUUCCAGCAACAAAGUGUCGCAAUAUCACCGGAAGCGUAUCGAUUGCAGGAAAUGCGCGCAGAUCAACUGGAAAAACGUGUCGAAAAUCUACAGGAACAGCUUUAUCUUUUGCAACAACAAAUGUCCUAUGUCUUACAAUCGAUGCAAACUACCUCAUCAAAUGCGUCUCCCGUGCCAUCGCAACCCCAGAUGAAAUCCUCGAACCCAUUCCUCUCACAAAUGAUCCAAGAAAGCCUCCACGAGGAAAUGACAAAGCCCAAAAUGGUCGAUUCGGCAACGCAAUACACCAUCGUCGAACCCGUGGAGCAAAAAACUCCUUCAGACAAGACCUUUUUCAAUCAAGUGCUCGGACAAGUGAACCAAAUUCUCGAUAAUACGGACGAAAGUAACAACAAUCACAUGGUGGAUAGUCGCGCAUGUAAAUACAUCGAUAGUGAUUCGAGUGCCGUUUCAAUUUACGAAAGGACGAAUCCUUCCCCGAAAACACGCGAUGACAAAAGCAGCAAAAAACCAACGGACAAAAGUACGUUCAUGGACUCGCUCGCAGCGAAAUAUCUCAUGAGCAGUACAAAUGGCAAUGAAACGACGACGACACCGACUCAAGAUUAUACCUUUCGCAAUUCCACGGCAAAAUCGACGUCAACGGGACAACAAGACACGAUAGAUGUGUCGACAACGUGCUACAAUUACCUCAAAAAGUACGAUUUGCUGAAGAAUUAUGCGGAGGACGACGUUAGUAGUACGGGAAAUGUGCUCGAUCCGAAACUGAUAAAACAGAGACAAAUUAAAUUUUGAUACGUAGACAAAAAUGUUAAGGAAUGAUAAUGAUUUAUUACUAUUUACGUUAGGAUUAGUUGAAAUUUGUUAAUUUAUAUUUAAAUAAAUGGAACUUGACAGAGUCAA
Culicoides brevitarsis is the source of this 1663-nucleotide messenger RNA. RefSeq lists its product as uncharacterized. NCBI's taxonomy places the organism in Eukaryota, Metazoa, Arthropoda, Insecta, Diptera, Ceratopogonidae. The coding region runs from base 56 to 1555 and encodes 499 amino acids. The transcript is spliced from 3 exons. The record is from RefSeq and is a predicted model, not a curated record.